AUGGCUGCAGAUGCAGAAUCUGCUCCGGUGAUGGACCUUCCUAAGUCUCCUGCAUUAGAACCAGGGGGUCUUGAAGAGAAUCCAUCCCCUUCUCCUUCAGCCUUAAUGUCACAAGCUGGUGAUUUAAUUCCUAGUCCUAUAACGGGACUUAUGAAUAAACCAGCUGCUGGAACAGAUCUUCUGAAACCUUCAGCGGCUCAGGAUGAUGAGGAGAGAGUUGAUUAUGAAGGCUCAUCGAUUGGUGGUGCAGCUGACGAAGAUAGAGACGAUGAGGAUGCUGACGUUGGCAACAUGCCGGAUGAUGGUGAAGAUGAUGAAGAGCAUGACUCCAUAGAUGACAUCACUACUUUUGAUGAUGCUCCCAAGGUCCCAUCCGACAAAGCAUCUGGUUAUACUCCUUUUUAUCUCACCGGUAAGCUUUGUUUGUUUCGACUUCUUCCACAUGCUUUUUCCGUGUUCCGACCAUUUUUCCGUGCAGGUUCACCUACUCCUGGGACUACUUCUGCUGCUCCUUUAGAGCAAGCACCUGCGCCGGCACCGACUCCUUUGCCAGAGCAACAUUUACCUGGCUCAUCUACGGCAACUGUUUCACCGGCUACAGUUGUGACUCCUCCUUUGGAACAACAGCUCGUGCCGGUGUCAGCUCCUGCGCAAGAGCAGCCUCUACCUGCCUCAUCUACUGUAGCCGUUUCGCCUACUGCAUUACUGAAGAUCUCACUUACUUCAACAGAGGCACGGCCAACCACAUCUCAGGCAAGGGCGAUGAUGGCUUUGACCUCAAGCCCCUCACAAUUGAAUGUUUCUACCGCUUCUGCAGCUUCAGCGCCAGGAUCCCCUGCACCAAUUUCGAUGGCUAGAGGGGCGUCUUCGGCUGUGGUUUCCAGUCUCGCUGACACACCUGAAUUUCUUCAGAUCUCUCUGGUGUAUCUAAAUAGCCUCGCGAAGACGGUGGUUGAAUACAUGGUGAAUGGCCGGGGAACUUUAAAUUCCUUUCGACCUCUUCUGGAGGCAGGCCUGAACGGAGUUAGGAGUGUGGGAAACACUCAGUGGUUCGAGCGCUGUUCAGAAAUUAUUCUUCGUUUUGAAGAGCAAUUAUAG
Messenger RNA from Asparagus officinalis (garden asparagus), 1098 nucleotides. RefSeq lists its product as uncharacterized. Lineage: Eukaryota; Viridiplantae; Streptophyta; Magnoliopsida; Asparagales; Asparagaceae. The record is from RefSeq and is a predicted model, not a curated record. The transcript has a single exon. Bases 1 to 1098 code for a protein of 365 amino acids.